AUGGUCAAAAAUUUUAAAAUGUCAGGAAAAAACGAAAUACAAGUAAAGAAAACAGAAAUACAAGAAUACUUACCGAAAUAUGGCGGCGUUGUUGCAUGUUAUAAAGCUUUAGAACAAGAAAAACGGCCAGCCAAAAUCGCAACAAUUUGUUCAGAUAUUGAUCACGUAUUUGGAGCAAAUCCAGCAGAAGACACUAGCACUUUUAUGAGAAAAGUGGUUGCUUUUUAUGAGCAUGUCGGAGAUAAACAACUUAUUUCGUUGGCUGGAUAUUCUCAUCUUAUUUUAGCAGAGCAAAUGGCAGCAAAUAAAUUCUCAAAAGUAGACAUAAAUAAGGAAAUUGAUAAAGCUUGUGCUUUAAUUGAUAUGGCUGAACUUGGUGGAAAAAAUCCUCUUAUGAAACGAGCAAUGAGUCUAAAAAGAAGGAUAAAUUUCAAAGACUACGUUAUCCUUAUUGUUUCUUUGACAUUUUUAGCAUUAUUUAUUCUUUUUAUUGGUUGGGGUUAUAGAUUUCUUGUAGAUCACGCAGAUAAGUUCUAA
Messenger RNA from Trichomonas vaginalis G3, 537 nucleotides. RefSeq lists its product as uncharacterized. NCBI's taxonomy places the organism in Eukaryota, Parabasalia, Trichomonadida, Trichomonadidae. The coding region runs from base 1 to 537 and encodes 178 amino acids. The transcript has a single exon. The record is from RefSeq and is a predicted model, not a curated record.